ACGGAUCUUGAACAUCUCCGCUGCUGACACGUCAUUCUGAUCACAUGACACAUGUCUAGUAGUAACAUAUUCAUCCGUUUGUAUUAACACCAAAUCUACAUGCACGGAGGUUCAGUUUCAACGAAAGAUGUCGAAGAAGACAGUGAUAAUUACAGGAUGCUCGUCUGGCAUAGGCCUUGCCACGGCUGUUAAGUUGGCCAGUGACCAGGCCAGAUAUAAGGUGUACGCCACAAUGCGAAACCUCGCAAAAAGCAGUGAGCUUAAAGAGAAAGGCGGAGAGCUACUGAACAAAACUAUGUUUCUACGGGAGCUGGACGUCACAGACCAGUCGACAAUCGACGCAGUUGUUAAAGAAGUUAUUCAGGUGGACAAGAAGAUAGACGUAGUCGUGAACAAUGCUGGUAUUGGUAAUUUUGCAAUUUUGGAAAGAGUGAAUAUGGACACUAUUCGGAGGGUGUUUGAAACGAAUUUCUUAGGUACGGUUCGAGUUACUCGGGCCGUCCUCCCGUACAUGAAGAAACAGGCAAGUGGUAGUAUCAUCAAUUUAAGCAGCCAAGCAGGAUUUUUAGGUUAUCCGUUUAAUGACGCUUACUGUGCUUCGAAAUUUGCAAUUGAAGGCUUCAGCGAAUCCUUAGCACCAGCACUAAAACUUCAUAACAUUCAUAUGUGUCUGAUAGAGCCCGGUUUCGUUUCUACUAACUUCGUAGCGAGCGCAAUGGCGCUGAAUACCGUUAACGGCAAGACGGAGGAUGACGACGUAACUGAUGACGUUUCACAACAACAGUUCGAUACGUUUUUUAACAAUGUAUUCAAAGAAACUAGCCAGAUUUCGGAAAGUGCAGAAGAGGUAGCAGAUGUUAUUAAAGAUGUGCUGGCCAAAGAUGAGAAGCAUUUACGAUAUCAGACAAGUGAAUAUACAAGGAAAGCCGCGGAGGCUAAAAUGACAGAUACAACUGGGGACGAGACUGUGUCAGCUAUGAUGAAAUAUUUUAAUCAGUAAAUUAUGCUGUCGAAAUUGAUCUCGUUUAUUUAUAUAAUAUUAUGGUACUUGUCAUUAUAUUAUCAUUAUUAUUUAAAUUAUUUUAUUGAUUAAUAAUACUAUUUGUAAUAUUCUUGUUGAUGUUGCUAGAGUCGUUGUAGUUGAUUCCUUGAAUUUAUCAUGAAUACUUGAUGUAUGUAUGUAGGCUAGGCCUAUGUGUAGUAUUAUUACAUAUUUAAACAUGUCUUAUUUUAAUAAUGUAAUUAUAAUCUUUGUAUACGACUUGUAAAUUUAAUAUUUAUAUCUUCCAAUUUACUGCUUUCAUUAACUUAUGUGUAUUUUUACGUAAAUAAUAGGCCUAUAUAAUAAUAAUAAUAAUAAUAAUUAUUAUUAUUGUUAUUGUUGUUGUUUUUAUUAUUAUCAUAAUCAUCAUCAUCAUUAUUAUUAACGUGGUAUAGCCAGAGUAAAA
This is a messenger RNA of Anneissia japonica, 1448 nucleotides long. RefSeq names its product estradiol 17-beta-dehydrogenase 1-like. NCBI's taxonomy places the organism in Eukaryota, Metazoa, Echinodermata, Crinoidea, Comatulida, Comatulidae. Bases 128 to 1000 code for a protein of 290 amino acids. The record is from RefSeq and is a predicted model, not a curated record. The transcript has 5 exons. Gene Ontology annotation, molecular function: oxidoreductase activity.